AUCUGUCUCUAUAGCUGAGAAGCUCUUCAAAGACUUUAACACAAUUCACAAAGCAGUGACUACUCAAAAAUGAUUGAAACAAAGAUAAUCAAAAGAGAGGCUUUUCCGAUUGAUCAUUCUCAACAAAAGGAGAAAGGACUAAAAUCACGAAGACCCGAAUGCAUAUACACUCAUAUACCCGAUAAAGUCUCCGCCAGCGAUAGAAUCUGAUUACACGAGAUGAUGAUGUUGAUCGAUGAGGAGUAGAUAGAGAGAGAGAGUAUGAAAGCUUGAGUCGCCAACAUACUCUGUUUCGCUUACUCUGUUUUUGUAAAGUCUUUAAACUUAAAAUUAAAAUUCCAAACAUCAUUUUCAUCGAAAAUGGCUUCUUCACUCGUCAGGAGCAUCUCUCGUUCCCUUAGAACCGUAACCGCCGCCCGGUUAAUGAGCAACGUACCGGAGAAUACCGUAUACGGAGGACCCAAACCGCAAAACCCGAACCAGAGAGUGACUCUGACUCAGCUGCGGCAGAAACAUAAGAAAUGCGAGGCGAUAACCGUCGUCACCGCUUACGACUACCCUUCCGCCGUUCACGUCGAUACAGCCGGAAUCGAUGUUUGCCUCGUCGGAGGCUCAGCUUCAAUGGUUGUCCAUGGCCACGACACCACUCUUCCCAUCUCCUUAGACGAGAUGCUCGUUCACUGCCGCGCCGUUGCUCGUGGUGCCGAAAGGCCGCUUCUUGUCGGUGAUUUGCCCUUUGGUUCAUACGAGUCCAGCACCGACCGAGCGGUUGAUAGUGCAGUUAGAGUGUUGAAAGAAGGAGGCAUGGAUGCUAUUAAACUCGAAGGAGGGCCACCGUCACGGAUCACUGCUGCUAGAUCCGUUGUGGAAGCAGGGAUUGCGGUUAUGGGACAUGUUGGUUUGACUCCUCAAGCUAUUAGCGUUCUUGGUGGGUUCAGGCCACAAGGGAGGAACAUAGCUAGUGCUGUUAAGGUUGUGGAAACUGCAAUGGCUUUACAAGAAGCUGGAUGCUUUUCGGUUGUUUUAGAAUGUGUUCCACCUCCUGUGGAUGCUGCUGCAACCUCUGCUCUUCAUAUUCCCACCAUUGGCAUUGGAGCUGGCCCUUUCUGCAGUGGACAGGUUUUAGUCUACCAUGACCUUCUGGGAAUGAUGCAGCAUCCACAUCAUGCUAAGGUUACUCCAAAGUUUUGCAAGCAGUACGCUCAAGUAGGAGAAGUGAUCAACAAAGCACUCCUGGAGUAUAAGGAAGAAGUAUCCAAACACUCGUUUCCAGGUCCUUCUCACAGCCCUUACAAGAUCUCCUCCAACGAUCUGGACGGAUUCUUAAGCGAGUUACAGAAACUGGGGUUAGAUGAGGCUGCUUCUGCUGCGGCAGCAUCAGCUGAGAAGAUGGAGUCUUCAGCUUCACUCUCUUCUCAGUGACAAAGCUGUAGAAAUUCUCUUCAUCAUGAAUAGACAGACAUGGUUUGAAGAAAUAAAAGUCCUAUAUAAUAAGAGGGUUGAUAGGAGUUUUUCUGGACAAAAAUUUGAUGUGAUCCAUAAGAGUUAUUUCAGAGUUGUUCAGUUCAGGGUAUUAUCAACUCUUUAGCAAAACUAAGUGAUAGUUUUAUGAAUAACAUAAAGAUUUGUCCUCA
This is a messenger RNA of Brassica napus (rape), 1634 nucleotides long. RefSeq names its product 3-methyl-2-oxobutanoate hydroxymethyltransferase 2, mitochondrial. Gene Ontology annotation, molecular function: 3-methyl-2-oxobutanoate hydroxymethyltransferase activity; magnesium ion binding. Gene Ontology annotation, cellular component: mitochondrion. Gene Ontology annotation, biological process: pantothenate biosynthetic process. NCBI's taxonomy places the organism in Eukaryota, Viridiplantae, Streptophyta, Magnoliopsida, Brassicales, Brassicaceae. The record is from RefSeq and is a predicted model, not a curated record.